Molecule: messenger RNA, 1778 nt
Organism: Sycon ciliatum
Lineage: Eukaryota; Metazoa; Porifera; Calcarea; Leucosolenida; Sycettidae
Exons: 7
Coding region: 315-1253 (312 amino acids)
Source: RefSeq, a predicted model, not a curated record
ACGGCACGGACAGCAUAUAAAGACCUGCAGAUGGCUCGCUCCCCUUAGAGCACCAUCUCCAGCUGGAAGUAAAAGGUUGAAACCUUCUUGGGCAAGCUAGCCGUAACUCAAUCAGGAUUGUGAAACCGUCUUGCUUGUACAUUGCUGACAUCGAGUAGCUGCAAAGUGGCCAACUUUACUUGUUGAGUACGUUUGCUAGGGCAGUUCAAAGUCAGUUUCAUCACACUUCCGCCGGUCUCACUCGGUACAGUUGUAAGGGGGGAGAGAGUAAAGUGUGUGUGCCUCAAUUGAAACAUACACAGGCUUAGAAUACAAUGGUCAUCAUGAUGGCGCUGUUUGAAGGACCCCUACUGUCAUGGCACUUCGUCCCGCUUUGCCUCCUAUGCACAAUCCUGGUCGGAAGUCAAGCGACGCGCACAGUACCAGAGCGAUGCUGUCGCCGUGCGUCCAAUGUCAUUUCCCUGGGAUUCGAUGUUACGGGGAAAACCGAAGUCACACGGGACGUAGGCAAGUGCGUUCGGAACUGCGCAGGAUUGCGAGGACUCAACCACAACAAGGGCUGCGACAAGCCAAACAAAUGCUACCCGAACAGGCUGAUCCAGGAGACGGUCUUCCUGGAGAAUGGAACAGUGGACGUUUCCAUCAUUGAUAGCUGCCUGUGCCAAAGCGUGCAGGACACGCCGUGCUCCGUGCAUCGCCAGGAAGUGCUCUACUAUGCAGGCACGUCUUUCCAGAGGUCCAUCAACCGAGGUGUAUGUCUUGGACAAGAUUGCUCCGGGAACAGUGGCAAAUGCCAGGCGUCCGCCUUCAAGACCGUCUCCAUUCGCGGUCCAAACGGCAAGCGCUGCGUGAGCGUGACGGACAACUGCAGCUGCGCGCAGAGCGGCUGCGUUCGCCAGCGCCACAAGGUAGCGGUGCUGGCGUCCGUAAAGCGUCGCGACUCUGUGACGGGUGUGAUGCACCUGAGCAACACCACCAAGCUUAUCGACUUGGGAGUUUGUGGUGGACAGUGCCCUGUGCGAACCGGUCGGAGAUGCUUCGGCGGGCCGACGAGAUGUCUGUACUAUCAGACGAAUCCCAGAGCUUGCUAUCCAUCCCGAACAGAUUCAGUCACCUACACGGACGCCAGCACGGGGAAGCUGACUCACUUAGCGCGAGUCGUCGAGUGCGCAUGCGGCACUGCACCGCCCAGUCUGCUGACGGACUUCAGAGCGAAGCUACUGGAGAACUCGCAACCUCCAACCCUUCCCUGAAUCGAUGCAAUUGCCCGGUUUAACGUUACCCAUCAACAUGAUUGAAAUAUUUUGUUCAUAAUCCGAUAUUUUCAACCCAAUUGUGACCUCGAAUUGCUGGCAGACACGUCUAGUCUAAGUAGCACUAUUCACAUACGUCAGGAGUGUGCAUCAGAGUUCUAACGCUCAUGUGAAGACUUAUCUGGUCAGGUACAGACACUGGGCUCGCUACUGAGUGCACCAGCUCUAUUUCAUCACUCCAUUCCACAACGGACUGCCAGGUGAACCCUCCAAGAUCUCUUGCGACUUCGGCGUGGAAGCUGACUGGCGUGCGAAGGUCUGCAAAGUAGUCAUCCUGCAUCAUCGUCGUGAUUUCACCGUUCGGCCUUGGCUCCUGCCUGGGCAAUUCGGAUUCGCAAUUCGGAUGUGCUCAGUUCGAACUUGAUUGUGUUCUUGAUUGAGAUAUUUUAAAAGUAAAUAGCCUCCAAUCCACCAUUCACCAAGAUUGCUCAUUUCAAUAUUGCAAAUAUAAGUAUAUGAUCACGG